Molecule: messenger RNA, 2071 nt
Organism: Dinoponera quadriceps
Lineage: Eukaryota; Metazoa; Arthropoda; Insecta; Hymenoptera; Formicidae
Product: homeobox protein homothorax-like
Exons: 8
Biological process (GO): positive regulation of cell population proliferation; positive regulation of transcription by RNA polymerase II; brain development
Molecular function (GO): RNA polymerase II cis-regulatory region sequence-specific DNA binding; DNA-binding transcription activator activity, RNA polymerase II-specific
Source: RefSeq, a predicted model, not a curated record
AGGCCACCCUCUUCGUCACUUUCGUAUCCGGGUGCGGGUGCUAACGACGACGCACGUAGUCCCGGAAGCGGUGGCACACCUGGACCUCUCAGCCAGCAAGCGCCAGCUAGCCUCGACUCAUCGGAUCCUGAUGCCAUGGGCAAAUGGUGUCCGCGUAGAGAAUGGAGUUCGCCACCUGACGCGCAACGCGCGGCGAGCGACGCGCGUCGUGGCGUUCUUUAUUCGUCCGUCUUCCUCGGCAGUCCCGGUGACGCGAGUAACGCGAGUAUCGGUAGUGGCGAGGGCACGGGCGAGGAGGACGAUGAUUCGUCGGGCAAGAAGAACCAAAAGAAGCGCGGAAUCUUUCCCAAGGUCGCGACCAACAUCCUCAGGGCGUGGCUGUUCCAGCAUCUCACGCAUCCAUACCCUUCGGAAGACCAGAAAAAACAGUUGGCACAAGACACGGGGUUGACGAUUCUUCAAGUUAAUAAUUGGUUUAUCAAUGCAAGGCGUAGAAUUGUCCAGCCGAUGAUCGAUCAGAGUAAUCGAGCUGGACCGAGCGGGGCAUACAGUCCGGAAGCGACGAUGGGCUACAUGAUGGACGGACAGGCGGCUAGCAUGAUACACCGGCCGCCCACUGAUCCUGCGUUCCACAAUCAGUACCAUUACCCGUCAGAGUACUAUGGACAUCACUUAUAAAGGAACACUUUCGGAAGAAUGGAAUGCACGAUGGAACGACGGUUCUAACGACACGAGAAACGCGUGACAGACGCACCGUGCUCCAGCUGGCGUAGGCCAGGAUCGGAGGACAACGAUGAUCCGUGGCCUUCAGGACGAUCGCCAUGGUAGGUCCCGACGAUUUCUUGCCACGCCGCACGUCGAAAUCCGUGACGAUCUGGGGGUGCUCGAAAACGCGAGAAGGACACGGGGAAAGGAGAGGAAGGACGGAGGAAUGAGAUUCCCGGUUCCAGGAGGUAGGACGAGGCGGGUGGAAACGCCGUGGGAGGCCGACGAGGAGAGGAGGCGGAAGAUAUUGGUAGAACCGUCGAAAGUGGAGGGACGGUUACGUGACGGCACGAGCCGAGGCGCCCCGGAAGAGCGGCGGCGACGCGCGAUGGAAGGAGGAUGAAGUCGCGGCCUGGCCUGGAAAGUGACGCGGCCGCGAAGAAAUUCAUGUGAUUGUUCUUUGUACAAAUAUCGCGGUGUAAUAUUGUAGUGAUGGAAGAAUUUAAAUGUUAAAUUUUAAUACGGUCGCGAUCGAGAUAUAUUAAUGAGAUAUAAGUGAUAUAGGCAAUUUAGCGGGCAUGUACAUUAAAAGAAACGAAGAAAACGGAAAAGAGGCAAACCCGGUGCUCGCACGGAAGAUAGAGAGUAUGUCCACGUGCACAGACCACACGAGAGAAAGAGAGAGAGAGAGAGAGAGAGGGAGAGAGAAAGAGAGAGGUAUAAAACGAGAGUACGAGAGACAUACAAAAAAGGUUGGAGAGUAUAUAUAUAUAUAUACAUAUAUAUAUAUUAUAAAUAAAUAUAAAUAGCGAGAGGAGAGAGAGAGAGACACAAAGGACGAAAAGAGAGAGAGAAGAUUAUUAAAUGGUACGGAGAAGAUGUUCAAAGGUAUAUAAAAAAUAAAAUGGACGCGAAGCGGAAGAGAGCGAAAGAGAAUGAAUUAGGCCGAAUGACAUCGACGCGUGUGCCGGACUCGAGCGUCGACCAUUCACUUGCAUAUAUAUAUAGGAGACAUUAAAAUUUGUACAGUUAUUAAUUAUAAAUGAAUUUACUAAUUAAAGGAAGAAUAUAUUAUAUAUAUAUAUAUAAAUAUAUAUACAUGACGGAGUAACGUGUGGCCCCGGUUGUAAUAUAAGUCGAGCGUUGUAGUUGGACUGGGACGAUUAUGGUAUAUUGCCGACGCGUACUAACAGAAGAAUAAAUUUCCGCGCGAACCGAGAAAGAAAGAGGAGCGGAAGACGCGAGUGGCGCGAGUGAAAGAAUACACGAGAGAGUAAACGCGUGUUGAGGGAUUAUAGUUAUAAAUAAAAACGAGAUAUAGAUACCUGCGAAAGAGAGAGAGAGCGAAAGAGAAAGAAAGAAAGGG